Molecule: messenger RNA, 3465 nt
Organism: Danio rerio (zebrafish)
Lineage: Eukaryota; Metazoa; Chordata; Actinopteri; Cypriniformes; Danionidae
Source: RefSeq, a predicted model, not a curated record
AUAACUGCACAUGAUAAUGCUCAUAGAUGCCUAUAGAGAGAGAAUACAGUUAUUGUUUACAUUCACCCAUUGUUCUGUGGUCAAGACUUUUCAUUUGCUAUGUAUUAGUGAAAUGCAAUUUCAUUGAUGGACCGAACGGUGUCGCUAUACACAAACAUUUGCACAUGUUCACAGAGCCCUUUAAAACCUGCCAUCUCAUAACACAAAGAGUUUAUGAAUUUUAUUACAGUCAUGGGUUACGCAAAUAUCCAGCAGAAAAUGUGUCUUCACAGUAGGCUAUGUUAUCUGAGAGUUAUCACAUGCAUUCAAAACAUCAUCUCUAAUUAAACACACACAAAGCGGUUGGACACUGCUUAGCACUCAAACAAAUACACAUAUAUUCAUCCAUGAAAACCACUGACACAGUUUUGUUUUGAUAACUGUCCAUGUCUGUGUGUGGAUGCACAUAUGUACAGGGGCACACAAGCAGCCACAGCCUCUGCAGUCCUGAAUGGGGGUGGGGCCCCACAGGAAUGAGUGUUGAAUCUCAGAGCCCUGUUGCCAUGGCACCAAAACAAGGAUUCGCCUGCAUUACCCAGUAUGACUGGAUUUGUCUGAAUCAUCUUUCUCUCUCUUGCACACACAUAUCAUUGACAGACGUUAAUUCAUGUAGUACACAUGUGCAACAUGUUUUUUUCUUCUUCUUUAUUUGUCUAACUCCCCUCCUCUACAAAAUGCUAUCAGAGUUCUAUCAGAGAUUAACAUUGCACUUCAUCUGCCAAGCAGAUGCAGACUUGCAUGCACAUGUUCACAGAUGCACAAAGUAGCACAUACAUACACAGUCCAUAAAAGACCACUCAUGACUGACCCAGCCGGUGAGUGUUGGGUUAAUCCACAAAGCGGUGAGAUUCUGAUGCAUACCCCAACAGAGAGGAUUACCCUCCCAUCCUCUCAUCCAUCAGCCCAUCCUCAUGCACAUGCACUCAUCAUAACAAUCCAACAUUAACAGAUGUGCCUCUCUCAGCACUCACCACUACCGGGAGAUUGGGAGAGGGAGCGAGAGAGAUGGGAGAGAGGGAGAGAUUUAGACUGCAGAGUGUGUGAAGAGGUGAGCGGAGUGAGAACCAGGGGUAUUCCACAUGUUGUCGGUUUCUAGUUGAUCUCUGUUUCUCUCUUCAGUUUCUUGAUGAAUAAUUAACUCCACACAGGCUGGAGAUCCAAGUCUUCAUGGUCCCGGACAGUAUCACAUGCAGGGUGGACACGAUCAGCUUAUUUCAGGACGCAUAGAACUCUGAGUGUUACCUCUCUACCCUCUUGAGCUUCAUCUUCAGCUUUGAAAACCAGUGUUCGUGUAUGAGUGCACACUUAUUUUGCGAGUGAGGCACUUUUGGGAAAGCAAGGAAAAAGGAAAAAAUGGAGGCCUGCGUUUUGAAAGCGUCUUUCAGGACGUGACAAAGCGCCAAGCUGAUCCUUUCCGUUGUAAAAAGCUUUGGAGAAGCAGUUGCUAAAAGUAUGGGCCCAUCUGCUGGUGUGCUACCACUACUUCUGCUGCUGCCUAGACUACUUUGUGCUCAGCUCAGCACCGUGUCUGAACUCAAGGACACAUCCAGCUUGGAGUUCACCCCAACACCUUUUCUGACUGACCCAAAUAUCACCGCAGGAAAAGGUUUGUCUCCUAGCCCCCAAGCCACCAGUCUACCUCCUGUAACAGUGGAGGACCGAUCCGCUGCAGAAAGCUACCUCUACAAUGGCGAUUCGUCCUCCUUGGCUGCCUCUACCUGCACACGAACUUUCCAGCUGCCCGUUCGGCGAGGACCUCCACCUCGAGACCUUCUCCCUCUUUUGCACCAAGCCAUAGCAUCUCUGACAAAUGCUGCCAACUUUCUCAACCUCAUAUUCCAAGCUAGUGAGCUGAGAGAAACCAGUGUACGAGAGGAUAUAGAGUGGUACCAUGCACUAGUCCGGACUAUGCUUGAAGGGGAUCGGCCAGGCUUGGUCAGACGAGCUUUUCUAACAUUCGACGCCGACCCAACAAUCCAACAGCCCCAGUUGGUGCUCCGUGCCUCCAAAGGCACAACCCAAGACAUUCUCCUGCAGGACCUCACAUCUGCCUGGACCAGCUUCCGUCCUCCUGCCCCUGACCAAAGCUGGUUUGAUAUAUUCAAGUCUAGCUCUCCGCCCCUCCAUGCCUUGUCUAAACGGGUUCUUCUAAAUGACCUAAGCACCCUAGACACUCCCAAGUGGGCACGUGGGGACAGUUAUGUGAUCAAUAGCAGUGGGGUUCAGUGGGGUGAAGGUCCUUUCCUUGAGUGUGUUGAUGGCCGUUUUUUGCCAGGGUGGUUACUUAGCCUUUCAAUGCCAUUUUAUGGGUUGAAGCCAGACCUCAGCCCAGAGUUCAGGGGUGUGAUUCGUGUCGACGUCAACAUCCAGGGAUUUAGCGUGGAUCAAUGUGCCACUGGAGAUUUCUGGUUCGCAAACACACACCAGUGUAAUCGGACCAGCAUGGAGUGUGAGCCCAUUCCACAACAGGGCUUCCGGAUGGGUCAGUACUGCUGCCGAUGUAAAAAGGGCUACUACAGUCCAAUCUCAGACAUACAGAACAAAAGGAACAACCGUGAGAAUAACACCCAAGCUUGUUACCCAGAAGUCCCUGUGUGUGUGCCGUGCUGGCCCGGCUGUGCUGAAUGUGAGGAUGGAGCCCCGUGUUGGGUGCAGGAGGACUGGCUCCUGAGGACGGCUGUUCUGGCUGUGCAGGGCCUCUUCAUGAUCCUUGUGCUAAUCAGCAUGCUGGUGGCAUAUCAGUGCAGAAAAACCAAGCGGAUCCGAUCAUCAGGGCUUUUGCUGCUGGAGAUGAUCCUGUGUGGCUCUCUGUUGCUUUACUUCCCAGUUUUCAUUCUGUACUUCAAGCCCAGCACUUUCCGGUGUAUUCUCCUCCGUUGGGUUCGUCUGCUUGGUUUUGCCAUUGUUUAUGGAACUGUGGCACUCAAGAUGUACCGGGUUCUAAAGGUGUUCCUGUCACGAACUGCCCAGCGAGUACCAUACAUCACCACCACUGGAGUGCUGAGGAUGCUGGGAGUGAUGGUGCUCACUGUCAGCUGGUUUCUGUGCGCAUGGACAGUGGGUGUCCUACAAAACAGAGACCGAAACGUCCCACUUCUCAUCAUAUCCACUACCUCAGAAGGACAAGGCUUCAAUGUGUGCGAUCUGGACCGAUGGGACUACAUGAUGGCAGUCGCGGAGCUGUUGUUCCUGUGCUGGGGGAGUUUUCUAUGCAGCGCAGUGAAGACUGUACCUUCUGCAUUUCAUGAACCACGUUACAUGAGCAUCGCCAUCCACAAUGAGCUACUGCUGUCCUCCAUGUUUCAUUUGCUCAGGUAAAAAGAAAUGGAAAAAUAAAAUCCAGCCAAAACAAAGUUCAUUUCAGGUUCGUUUAGGCAGCUCAUCAAAGCAAACUUUUGGAGGAGUUUGUUUUGGCUCCUAAACACC